Anopheles stephensi (Asian malaria mosquito) is the source of this 22114-nucleotide messenger RNA. RefSeq names its product histone-lysine N-methyltransferase 2D-like. The transcript is spliced from 18 exons. Lineage: Eukaryota; Metazoa; Arthropoda; Insecta; Diptera; Culicidae. The record is from RefSeq and is a predicted model, not a curated record. The coding region runs from base 565 to 20619 and encodes 6684 amino acids. Gene Ontology annotation, molecular function: transcription coactivator activity; histone H3K4 methyltransferase activity; histone binding. Gene Ontology annotation, cellular component: MLL3/4 complex; nucleus. Gene Ontology annotation, biological process: positive regulation of transcription by RNA polymerase II.
UGCGGUAUCGUGAAACAGAAAAGCUGCAAAAAGUGUAAUCAGCUCGUGUUGUCAUCAAGCAUUUUUCCAGCCCGAUUUUCGCGUGGAAAAAGCUUAAUGAUAGUCCCAAAUUAUGUAGCAAAAACGACCGCGAACGGAGGCUACCCGCAAAACAGUACGUUUCGCCGGGCUUAUGUUAGGAAUUGUGUUAGUGUCGUAUAAUCCCGCAGCUGCCUAGAAUUUAACGCAUGUAUUCAUGGAAAAGAAGGCGGAAAAAGUAACACAACAACGGGCAGGCAGCCGCAGAACCGGGCGGUGGUGAAGAAAGUGAAUGUGUACAGUACAGCAAAAAAAAAGUGUUGCAACAUAAGAACACACACGCGCAUACAAACUUGUGUAAAAUGUUUUAUUUUUCUGUGUGAUUUUUUGUUAUUCUUGCAUUAAGCAAUAAAGUGAAAUAGUUUUAUUGUCGGGACAGUGCACAACACGGUGUUGUUCUGCGGGGUUAUGUUAGGACGAACCGCUGCCCCCUUCUUAUAUUAGCGAACGGUCCCGUCAGUAAGACUGGAAGCUGGAAGCGCAAGUAUGGAUCCGGAGCAAAUUCUACUCGACGGUAAUGAUUUCGAGGAUGGUUCGGAUUACGGUGAUUACGAGUUCAUACAGGAUCAGGAUGCGUUGUCACUAAAUGCUCCGCUUGAAUCGAUUCUGGACCCCUCGUCAACCGCCCCGAUCUCGUGCCGAUCGUCUCCGAACGAAGAGUCCCUGGCGAUAGCGCAGAAUCUGGAUGAACAGCCUGUUGGUGACAGUGGCAACAGCAGCAACGACAAAGGACCAAUCCGCACCACCUCACAGCCGAAGCUUCAGCAUCAAAAGUUAACGAUCAAAACGAUUAUCCUUAGCGCGGGUUCGUCGUCUGCAUCGUCGGUGGCUGGUGGAUCAUCCGGAACGUCUUUAGCUACGCUCAACAGUGGGACAGCAUCGUCUUCCUCGUCCAACGCGUCAUCACCCGCCUCCUCGUCCCCGUCGUCCGUGUCGUCACCAGCACCGUCGAACAUUGGUGCUGGCCCCCCACCUACGACGGUACGGUUUGGUCUUGGUGGUGGCAAACCCUCGGCAGCGGCAUUACGCCGCGGACCCGGACGUCCUAAAAAAGAUUUCAUUCCCCUGCUGAAGAUGUCGUCCGGUGGCAACGCAAACUCCAGCGGUGCCGGUGCAUCCGGGUUCGGCAGCACGUCGACGAUGAUCAAGCUGAGUGGAGCUACGAUCGCGGCAGCCGCAUCGCUCGGUAGCACAUCGCCUUCAUCCGAGAGCAAAGUUGUGAAAAGUCCAAGAACCCCGUUUCCACUGCUUUCUAGAUAUAAGAGUACUAAUGUUGUUCGUGGUGGUAUCCCUAAAAGGAAAGUGGAGCUAGCUGCUAUUGCGAUGCUGGAUACCACCGUCGCCACCACCACCACCACCACUGCCACUGCUUCCAUCAGCAGCAGCAGCAGUACCACCGCUGGCAUCCGAAGUCCAUCGGGAAGUACCGCAAUAGUACCGCUCGCUUCGCCGAGCUCUGGCGGAGGAUUCGGUUCACUACUAUCCUCACCGAACGAUGAAGGUCUUGCGGCAGGAGGAGCGACGGGCGGUGGCGGUGCCAGCACUGCCAACAGCUCCGUAGCAUCAACGCCGACCGGUGAGAUGGAAACCGAUCCGGCGGCGGCCCUAUUAAUGCCCGCUCCCGACGAAAUGCCCUACUUUCCGGAAAAGUAUCCCGGCAAACUGUGCAUCCUGUGCAAUCUGGGCGAACGCAGCCAGCUCGGACAGGGCGAAAUGUUGCGCAUCGAGAUGACGCUGGCGGCGGAUCAGAUUGCGUCCGCACUGUCACAGGAGGAGAAGGCACAGACUGGACCGGGCGAUAGCUUCGGUGAUAAAAGCCCACGGACGGCUAGUUUGCUAGGACCACCGCAUUUGGGCAGCAGCAAGCGACAGAAAGGCUCAAACAAGUGCAAAAAUCCAAUACCAAACGCUGAGUAUACGGACGAGCUGGAAAAGAUUGGCCACCUAGAGGUGAUGGACAGCUCGAUAAAUGAUGGAGGAUAUUUUUACAUUCAUCGUAGCUGUGCGCUCUGGUCGUACGGGGUCGGUCGUGACCCAGUUAGCGGUACGUUGAGCAACCUGGAGGUCGUGGUGGUGCAGAGUCUUAGCAGAAGGUGUCACUUUUGCACACACUUCGGUGCCAGUUUGUCGUGUAAGAUGUCUUGCCCCAAAUGGUACCACUUUCCGUGUGUAGCUGCCUCCGGCGGAUUCCAGGUCAUACAGACGUACAGCAUCUUCUGCAAGGAACAUCUGGGACAAGUGCCUUUAGUGUGUACGGAGGACAUCAACUGCCGCCAGUGUUCGGCGCUCGGUGAUGUCGGCAAUCUGCUCAUGUGUUCAAUCUGUGGCGAUCACUACCACGGCACGUGCGUUGGUUUGGCACAGCUGCCCGGCGUCCGUACCGGGUGGCAGUGCAACUCCUGCAAAAAGUGCCAAAUUUGUCGUGUACCUGACUCGUCCGAGGGUCGCUCGGUGGCUUGUGAGCUGUGCGAUAAAAUUUACCAUGCCAACUGCCUUCGACCGAUCAUGACAUCUAUUCCGAAGCUCGGCUGGAAGUGCCGUUGUUGCCGCGUGUGUUCGGACUGUGGCGCUAGGACGCCGGGUGCGGGGGCGUCCUCACGAUGGCAUUCGCACUACACGGUGUGUGAUUCGUGCUACCAGCAGCGUAACAAAGGCUUUUCAUGUCCAAUAUGCCAUCGGGCGUAUCGGGCAGCGGCCCAUCGGGAAAUGGUGAAAUGUAGCGUGUGUUUCAAGUUCGUGCACAGUACGUGCGAUCCGGACGCGGACCUGUCGGCGUACAAUGCGAGGAAGGAAGCCAACCCAGACUACGAAUAUCUGUGCAGUCCUUGCAAAACGGUGAUCCAUAGUGGCCGAUUAGCGGCAGCCCUGCGUCGAAGCAGUCAAGUGGACGAGGACAGUAUGUCACUGUCGCAGGAAAGUCUAAACGACGACGCAAUGGAUGUUGAUGGGGCCGACGGGGCGCGUGAUGCGAUACGGGAGCGGCUCGAACGAACCGUCGGCUCAAUGGACGUUGGGCUCGGCAAAGGCAAACCAUACGUAGCGAGCAAAAUAGCAAAGAAACGGCUUGGGCUAUCGCUUAGCGGUGGUCUCGCUGGGAGCCGCCCGAAAGGGCUUGGGAAAGGAUUUCAGAAAAAGUCGCGCCUGGCGGACAUUACGCGUAAGCGCAGCUCGAAAGCGAAAAUGCGUGGCAUCUUCGGUGUGCCUGGGUUGGGAUUGCAACGCCCCACCGCGGAUCUGGCGCUGCCUGUGAAAGCGAACGAAGAGGAACCCGGUGGCGAAAAUCGGUUAGUACUGUGCUCGGCAAAGGAUAAGUUUGUGCUAACGCAGGACAUUUGUGUGAUGUGUGGUGCGAUCGGCACGGAUCAGGAGGGUUGCCUGAUUUCCUGCACACAGUGUGGCCAGUGUUACCAUCCGUACUGUACGAAUGUGAAGGUGACGAAGGUGAUUCUGCAAAAAGGUUGGCGCUGUUUGGAUUGUACGAUCUGUGAGGGAUGUGGACAGCGGCAUGACGAGGCACGGCUUAUACUGUGCGACGAUUGUGACAUUUCGUACCAUAUCUACUGCAUGGAUCCACCGCUGGAGCAUGUGCCGCAGGGUACGUGGAAGUGUAAGUGGUGUGCAAUGUGCCUUAAAUGCGGCGCCAACAGUCCCGGGUUUAACUGUGCCUGGAUGAACAGCUACACCGAGUGUGGUCCGUGCGCUAGUCAGAUGCAAUGCCCGUCGUGUUUCGAAGGUUACUCCGAGGGUGAGCUGAUCAUCCAGUGCCAUCAGUGCGAACGGUGGCUGCAUUGUGGCUGUGAUCAGAUCAAGAACGAGGCCGACGCGGAACGGUGUGCCGAGGAGGGUUACACGUGCAUGGCCUGUCGUCCGACAGAUCAACCUCCGCCGCAUCUGGUUCCGAAGCGGAAAUCGUCCACAACUGCACCCUUGCUGGCGGCGAAUGCGGCACCAAAUUCGAAAGCAAACGCCAAAACCGAGGAGAAAGUUAUUCCGCUAGCUCUGGAGGGUAACCACUAUUUGGAUGGCGUGUGUUUAAGCGAACAUGGCCAUAAUCAGAUAAAGGCGCUACAGGCCGAGUUUGGCAAGCGGGGCAAACGAAAACCGAAACUACCGCUCGAACCGCAAGCCACCGAAAAGGAUGCCGGCAUACUGGCGGCGAUCGAAUCGGUUGUCGCGGGCAGCAGUCACGACAAUUCGCUCGAAGAAAUGCGGCUCGAGCCGCUCGAUCCGAAAGAGGAAGCGGAAAUCUACAAAGACGGUAUGGUGUGGAACGAUCCCACGCCACCGGAAGGGUUCGCACUGUUCACCACGGAAAAUGGGACCGUAGUGCUGCGCAAGAAACGGCAGCGCAAUCUGCAAAAACUAGGCAUCGGUGGUUUCUUUGUGCGUAACCGGGGCAUACGAACGAAGGAUGGUAAGGACGAGGAGGAACUAGUGGAUGGGAUGGCGGAGGAUGGCGGCACCACGCCGGAUGGGUUGCCGGGAGCUGGAGUAGCGGGUGGAGGAAUAACCAAACCAAAGAAGAAGCCAAUCCGACGCAAACCGAAGAGCAAGCUGAUCGAAAUCUACCCCAGUAUUCUGCAGGAUGCGUUCUUCGGUCGGACGCUGCUCAACUCGAACAUGCCCCUGUUUGAGGCGCCGGCAAGCGAUGAUGACGUGCGGAGCGACGUUUCAGACGAUAAAACGGUGAAGCUAUCGGAAGAAGAGUUGAAGCUAUUCGAGGCUGUGAAGAGCAAGGAAGAAGAAACUGCCAGUCAAACUACUAAAGACCAUUCCGAGCAGCUGGGCGUGACAGGGAAGAGUCCUGCCAGUGUGACCUCGGUGCCGCAAAGCCUGGGAGCAGCUGCUCCGGCGUCACUAUCACAACCGCAGGUAGCCGUUAGUACUAACACAAGUGUAGCAACAUCGUCAUCCUCAUCGGCAGUGGUAAUGUCUUCCAACGGAUCGAACCCAGCCACGGUCAGCAACUUUACCGCCAAGGAUACUCCGAACGGUGUGCACGCAGGAUCAUCCACCACGGUCACCAAGAUGGAGGAAGACGACAACAGCGACACGGAAGCGUUGAACGAUGUGCUCGGAUUGCCGAACGAUUUAAUCGAGGAAGAUUUCGUUAGCCAGAUCGAGGAUGAGCUGAUCAAACAUUCAGCCGCAUUCGACGAGCUGACGACCGAUACGUUGGCAAAGUCGUCCAAAGAUGAGCUGGUAGAUAUGCUGAGCCCACACUUUGAUCUCACCAACAUCGACCAGAUGGACAGUAAGGUGGUGGAGGAAAUCUUCAAAACUGUCCUCACAGACGAAUCACAGGAAUCUCAGGAAUCCAUGCUGGCCAGCUCUAUGACCCCCUAUACGUCCAACACGUCGACACCCUCCCACAGUACCGAUGUGACGAAAAAGGCCGUCAACACCAGAUACAUUGCAGCGGGCGGACAGACGAUGGUAAAUGCUGGUCAACCGCAACAUGCUAUGCAAGAGCAGCUCCAAUCUCAACAGACUCCUCAACUGCAGGUUCCGCAACAGCGACCACUGCAGCAGCAGGUAGUGCUAUCGCAAACGAUACAGGCUCCAAACCAGCAGGGCCUCCUCUCCGAGCAGCAGCAGCAGCAACAGCAGCUUUCCCUCGGUGGCAUAAUGGGUGGUGUUCAACCGACGCCUCAGGCGGCACAGCAGAUGGCCAAUCCCAUGACCGUUAUGUCUCAGUCGCACAUAUCGCAAACUGGAAUUGGACAGUCAGCAUCCAUGGGUGGAGGACAGAUGAUGCUACAGCAGCAGCAGCAGCAGCAGCAACAGCAACAAUCUCAACUUCAACAAGGAAGUGGUGGUGUGAUGGCGACAGGCAUGAUGCAAGGACCAAACUUAGGUCCUGCAGGCACUCAACAACAGCAACAACCGCAAGCCAUGUCCAAUGCUUUCUCCAUAAUGUCAGUUCAGCAACAGCAGCAGCAGCAGCAGCAGCAACCUCAACAACAGCUGCCACUACCCGUCGGGACAGUGGGCGAUGCGAAUGCAGCAAAUCAGCAGCAGCAGCAACUUGCUCGAGGGUAUUUUUCUAAUGACUUCCAUCCGCACAGUACGAUGCUUGGUGGAUAUCAGGACCCGAAUCAAAAUCCUACGUCCGGCACAAUGGUGGUGCCACAAACACAAAUGCAACAGACGACUGGUCAGUGGUCGAAUCAAGCGAUGCAAUCGGUGCAACCCGGCGGUGCAACACCGAUGGACACCACACCGGUCGGAACGACGUCAGCCCUCCAGCAGCCGGUUGGCAUGGGUGCGGGAGCUGAAACGAUCGGACAGUUGGACGAGACGAAUGUGAAAAGUGCUCAGAAGCUGUCGGAAAAAAUGCGCAAGGACGAAAUGCUUGGAGAUAUGGCAACAAUUUCCUCGGUGUUAUACUGCAACAUGCGCCAUCCCGAGCUGAAAACGGAAUUCCCUAACUGGAAUGAUCGAUGGAAGCAAAUCAGCAAACGGUGGCGUUUGUUAUCGAACGAGGAGAAGCAACCGUUUCUGCAGCAAGCCCGCGACAACCGUUCCGCUAGCAAGAUGAAGAAAACGCAACAGAGAAAUAUGGUUAUGGUUCAUAUAUCUGCAACACUUCCCCAUCCCGAAUCGAUUCAGGUACCACAAUUAUCACCCAAAGAUGGCAAUAGCAAUAGUUCUGGUACGAUGAACAUUGUUGGCCCAUCGUCCGCAUCUUCUCCCUCUUGUUCCUCAUCAUCGAACAUAUCGGGAUCGCUAACCACGGAAACGGGUUCAAUGUUAAUCGGUUCGGACCAAACGGUGGCGGCUGGCGGUUUGGUUCAGCAGCAUCAAAUCAACAUCCAUCAUCAUCAUCAUCCGCAGCAGCAGCAGCAGCAGCAGCAGCAUCAGCAGCAACUACAGCAGCAAUCUCAGGGUGGUCAGCAACAGCAACAACCAGCAGCAUCCCUCGGACAGCAGCAGCAGCUGCUGCUACACGGCAACAACACGGCGCUACAGUCCCAACUACUUGAGGAUCAGGAUAAGAUAAAUGCACAGCAAAAAAGUAUGCGUGAAGCGGAACAGGAGCGGCAAUGGAAGCAGCUGCAGCAGCAACGAGCCCGAGAGCAGCAAUCGCAACAGCAUUUGCUUUUGCCUGAGCAAAGGAUGCAAGGAGACCCUACGAUGCAGCUGCAAGUGGCGACGGACGUUGGCACUGUCGGCGUUGGACCGAUGGCAAGUCCAUCGCCCAAUUCGCGCGGACCGUUCGUUUCGCCGGUUAGCAAAAAUCGCAUGGCUCCGGCAGUCGGAAGCAUGGGCAUGCAGGCACCGUCCAGUCCGGUGGCGGGUAACUUCCAACAUCCUAUGGGUAUGCCGGCCAGGGGUUUACCCGUACAAAUGCAGCAACAGCGACAAAUUCAGGGUCAGGUAGGCGGUCCGACGGUGCGAAUGCCUUUGAGCCCUUUUUCACCACAAUCGCAGCAGCCACAGUCGCCACAUGACAUGAUGCCGGAAUCUCCCGCAAGCCAGCAUUCCGGCAUGGAUCCAUUCGUGCGGCCACCAUCGGAAGGAAUGUCGGAUACGUACGCAGUGCAUCAUUCGCCCCAAACGCCUCGUCCGUUGGGACAUCAAAGUCCGGUUGCGUCCGGUACGAACCGAAGUCCCGCAUACUCUGGCCCUCAACUGGCUCAGAAUUCAGCCAAUGCUCCACAGGGUAUGCGUAUUAAUACGAUAGAUUCUGGCUAUCCUGGAGGUGCACCGGGCACGCCCAGACCUCAAUUUUCCACUGGAACAUCAAGGCCAACGGUGUACGCGCGUCCCAGCGAGCUGUUCAAUCUUAUGCAAAACUCUCCGUUUGCUUCACCGCGCUCGGAAGGGUUUGCGCAAUCACCGCAGGAAGGUAAUCGGCAGCUACGUGAUUUGUUGCAACGGCAACAGCUUCCGGCCCCGAACAAUCCGGUCAGUGGACCAGGUGCUGUCGGUGGGAACUUAAUGCAGCAGACCGGUGCGCAACAAUCGCCACAAGGAUCAGUUCAAUCUCCAGGAGGAUUUAUGGAUGAUCAACAACACCAGCUGCAGCAGCAGCAGCAACAACAGCAGCAACAGCAGCAACAGCAGCAAAACCAACAACAGCAACAAGCACAACAGUCAUCUCAGAUGCAACAUCAACAAUCACAGCUGCAACAGCAACAGCAGCCAGGAAUAGUACAAACCCAGGGAACGGUGAUGCCUUCGAGCCCUACGGACAUGGGCACAUUCAGACAACCGUUGCCACCGAACAUGAUGGCACGUCCGCGCAUGCCAGGAACAAUGAUACGCCCAUCGGGCAACAUUGUCCUGGGAGCGAAUAAUCAAAUACUAGUACGUCAACAGAUUGUGCGCACCGCCGGCACUAAUCAAAUGGUAAUAACACAGCAAGGUAUGUUACAGCAGCAGCAGCAGCAGAACCAGCAAUCCGGUCAAAUAUUGCGUCAACGCAUGCAACUUGUUGGUCAGGCUGGAUCCAAUGCACCUGAUGGAACACAAUUUGUAGCACCGAAUGGCCAGCUAAUUAAUGCCCAACAACAGCUGCAGCAGCAACAGCAACAGCAGCAGCAACAAAUGUUGAAUCAACAACAACAACAACAGUCUCAAGUGCUAACCUCUUCCCAAACUGAUCAGCAAAAUAUUGCCCUGCUAGCGCAAAGGCUGGCGGGCGAAGGUGAAGCUCACGUGCCUUCGCAAAACAUUGCCCGUGGUUCGCAAACGCCACAACAGCAGCAGCAGCAGCAGCAGCAAAGUCAGCAACAACCCCCGGCUACAAGCGGCGGUCCUCAACCGGAAGGAGCGUCGGAAAUUCCCGACAGCGUAAGUGCCGAGCUGGAAAAGCUCGAGCAGGAAGACAAUACCGGCAUGGGGGAGGUGGAAGGUGUUGGUGAUCUGCUGGGCGAGCUGGACGAUGAUGAUGCGGAGCUGUUGGAUUCGCUGACCGCCGAAAUGGGCGAUCACUUCAACAUUCUUGAGUAUGCCGAUCCCGAGCUCGAUACAACCGAUGGCGAAAAGUCCAACCUGCUCGAUAGCCUCGAGCUGGACGACGAGGCAAAGGAUGGCGAUGCGAAGGCAAGACAGAAACAGGGUGAAAAUGUUGAUGCCACGUUUGAGAAGAGUGAAGACCCAAACAAACAGACCGUCGGACCAACGGGACAAAGAGUUGCGCAGCAGCAGCAGCAGGACCUUGCAAACAUGGGAGCCGGUGGGCAAAACGCUAUGCAGAACAGCCAGAACUUUACCCCUGCACAGGGCCAGAUGCUGCAGCAGCAACAGUUUGGACAGCAGCAAAUGCUUGCUGGUGGCGGUGGUGGUGGCCCUCAGCAGAAGCUGUCUGCGGUGGCGGGUAACCAAAUGAAAACGGUGCGACCGAACGUGAUGGGGCAACCCUCGAUGCAACAAAUGCAGCAGCAGCAGCAACAGUCACAACAAGGUGUCGUUGUCGGACAAAAUACGAUGGUUGCAGGCCCUCGGAUGAUGACAGCUGAUGGAACAGGCACUAUGAAAACUGGCUUCAUGAAUCAGCAGCAGCGAUUGCAACAGUUAAAACAGCUCGGAUCGAAUGGUGGUGGUGGUGGUGGCGGGUUGGUGCAGAACAUCAUACCGACCGGCCAACCAAGGAUGCAAAUACAGCAAAUGGCGGGUGGUAACAGGAUCAUACAAACGUCCGCCAACCUGCCAAUGCAGCCGCAGCAACCGCAACAUCAGCAACAGCAGAUCAACACAGGAAUGGCAAUGCAGCAUCAGCAACAGCUGCAGGUGCAAGGUGUGCAGCAGCAGCAACAGCAGCAGACUGUGCCUGCUGCUGCUGUAGGUCAACCACCGCCUCCACCAUAUCCGGAACCGCCUCCACCGUACCCUGGCAAUCAAUCCGGGCAAAACGUACCGAUCGGUGGCAAUCAUCCAAUGCAGGAGCAGCGUCUUUUGCUGGAAGAUAUGGUCGAACAAGAGAAGCGGGAGCAGGCCAACCAAAUGCAACAUGCCGGUGAGCUGCCAUCAAAUCAAGGAAUGAUGAACGAUCAGGAUUAUGAUCGAUUGCUAAACAAUCAGCAAGGCGUUGGCCGUCCACUGCAGCAGCAGCAGCAGCAGCAGCAAUCGGGUAUGAUUGCUGCUCAGCAAAACCAACCUCAGCAGCUCGCCCAGUCAACCCCGGUUAUGCACCAACAGCAGCUGCAAAUGCAGUCGCCAACCAGUGGUCAGUUUAUGAUGCAACAGCAGCCACAACGAAUGACUACCCAAUGGCGUCCGCUAACAACAGCGCAGCCAACGCCGAACGUCGGUGUCAACGGGAUGGGACAGCAACAAACACAACUGGCGGGCGGUGGUCUUAUUAAUCAGAUACCAAAAAAUACGACCGUCGCAAUGACAACCGUUCCUUCGCCAUCAGCUGCCAUAACGACCGCCGGCACGCCACAAACCGAUCCAUCGGGCAAUAAAUCGAUUCCACUGUUUCAAGCGAACUUGCAACCACCGCCACCGCAACCACCGGAAACGAUCAGCACCGAGCAGGACCGCCUGUUGCAGAUAAAUUACGAAAAUUGGCUAAACCAGCAGAAUACCGUGCUGUCCAACCAGCUAAAAUACUACGAAACGGAAAUAGUGAAACUGCGCAAGGUGAAGAAACAGCUCAACACCAAACAGCGCCACCUGCGCAAACAGGGCAACGAGCUGACGGAGAAUGAUGCGAAGGAGCUGCAGAAAAUCACUGCGGAUCACACCAUCAUACAAAAGCAGCUGGAGAACGCUCGCCGCCAGCAAAGGCAGCAUUCGGUGAUACUGCAGGAGUACAAAUCGAAGCAUCAGUCAAGCAAACCGGCCACGUCCGGUUCGACCACACCGGUUGGGGUUGCGCCGGGCAGCUCGCCCGCACAGUCGCUCAUAGCACCACCGUCCCCGCUAAUGUCACCUUCGCCUAGCUCCCAGCAAGGGCCACUCUAUCAUCCUCCGGUACAGUCACCGUUGAGCAACCCUAUCCUGCAGCCCAACCAAAGCCCACUGCACUCGCCCAGCCCGCUGCUUUCUCACAGCCCGGGCCCGGCAAGCGUAAACUCGUCCGUACUGCAAAGCCCUGGCGGCAAUCAUACGAACUCGAACAGUGCCAUGUCACCGUACAGCACGAUGCAACCUUCACCCCGCAUCGGAACGCCACACUCGCAGAUUGACGAAAAUCCAUUCAGUCCCGGUCCGGGUGGUCCUUCGCCGUCGCCCUCGUUGCCGGGGCGGCUUACGUCGCCGGCACCCCGUAUGACCUCACCGCAGCACCGUAUGGCCGGGCAGCAGAUGGUGGUUGGUGGUGCAGGCCGCAUGAUACCCAGCCCUGGCAAUCAAUUCAACCAGCAGGGUAUGAUGAUGCAAAACGCAAUGAUGAACACACAAAUGCCACAGCAACAGCAACAACAGCAGAUGCAGCAGCAGCAGCAGCAACAACAGCAAAUGCAGCAAACACGUUUUGUAAGACCGCAAACCAUACCAAACGAUCCGAGUGUGCGGAUGCGUGUUGCGAAUAGUAUUCAAAUACAGCAGCAGCAGCAGCAACAACAACAGCUGCAACAACAGCAAAUGAUGGUGCAAAACCCCAGCAUUCGUCAAGUACAACCAGGCGCCGUUGGAACGGCUGGCUAUAAUUCUCCAUUGGGUAGCCCACAGCCGAUCAUGUCACCGGGUGGAAGCAACAGCAUGAAUCAACAACAGCAACAACCGAUGCAACAACAACAAACACAACAACCGAUGGAUCCACGCACAAUGCAGUUCCUGCAGCAGCAACAACGUAUGCAGCAAAUCCAACAGCAACGUCAACAGAUGCUGCAACAACAGCAGCAACAGCAACAACAGCAGCAGCAGCAACAGUCACCGCAACAUGGUGGUUCGUCAGCUGGUGCAAUGAUGCAUCAACAACAACCGAACCAACAACAGAUGCAACUAAUCCAGCAACAACAGCAGCAGCAACUACAGAUGCAACAAAUGCAGCAGCAGCAACAGCAACAACAACAGCAGCAGCAGCAGAUGAAUUAUGCAAAGCAAAGUCCGAUUCAUCAACAGCCACCUUCACCGCUGUUGAGCCACGGUGGUGGUAAUACACCCACCUCCUCACCAAUGCCGCAAAGCCCGAUGAUGUACUACAGCCAACAGCAACCACAGCAACAGCAACAGCAACAGCAACCGCAACAACCACAGCAACAAAUGCAGCAACAACUAAUGCGCCAGCAAUCCAUGGUGAAUUGUGAAAGCUAUCCCAAUGCAGGAGUAGGAGGAGGAGGUGGUGGAGGAGUAGGAGGAGGCGGUGGAGGAGGUGGUAUGAACCACGCUUCGAAUCCUAUCCCUCUUCCGUUCGGAAAGUUCGGCUACAUCAAGCUCGGUCUGCGUGGUGGCUCGCCAAUGUGGGGUAAUGCCCGGGGGAAUAAGCGUGCCAAUCCUGUCGCACAGUUUCAGCAGCAACAGCUACAGAAGCAGCAACAGUUGCAAAAGCAGCAGCAGCAGCAGCAACAGCAACAGUCUGCCAGUGGAAGCGCUGGAACAUCUGGGACACGAGCCCCACAACAGCAAACCACAAUAGGUGCGUCCGAGGUGAGAAAGCAACCGGUCAACGCGCCCGGUGCCUUUAUUCAGCACCGGAACCGUAUCACUAUCGUACAAAAACCAAACCAAGGAAGUGUCGCAACGUUGAAUGCUGUCACGCUGAAACCGGUCGGCACGGAUGUGGCGGUAAAUAGUGCCAACACCAGCAGUCCCACUGUGGAUGAGAUCGUCAUCAUUGACAGCAGUCCGGACGAGAAGCAGCAACGAUUGCUCGACUACGACGACGAUAACGAUAAGGCGUUGGUCGGUACGGAAGUGUCGCUCAACUCUGUUGCGCAGCACGGUGUCGAUGGGGACGAAGCAAUGAUGGAACCGUUCGGAACCGGGCCGCCAUCGUCGGGGUACGAAAUCGUUGGAAGUCCGCUCGAUUCACAGAUAGCCGCUGGUGAAUACAAUCUCUUCUCGGACGAUGUGGUUGAGUGUGUGGAUAGUGAGGAUGUGGUAGCUGGUGGUAGCAAGAAGGACGCCCGAACGGUGGCGGUGGAGUUGUUGAUGGACGCGGUCGACAGCAGCUCCAAGGAUAAACCGUUGCUGGGAAGCUCGGAAAUCGAGAUUGUCGAAAGCUUGGACGAGAGCAGCAUCGGCACGACGGCGGAAGAUUUCGAAGCGAUGAUCGACAGUCGGCCAAAGGAAGGUACACCGCCGGCCGUUGCUGUGGCGGAUGUUCAAGGCGCGCUCAAGACCGAUACCACCGGCACGAGAAAAGAGGACAAGGUUGUGGAAAAAACCGCUACCACGCCCAAGAAAGAAGUGACGGUGGUCACAGUGCAGCAGCAGCAGCAGCAGCAAAACGCAAAACCAAUACCUUACCCGACUGCACGCAUUGCCAUCCAGCAAUCGUUGAUGCAGAACGUCACAUCCACCCGUCCGAUUGUUGCAGCCGCACACCAACGGCUGGUAAAGGAUGCAACCGAAUCGACAGCAAAACUGUCCAUCGGCAACACCACCAUCUCGGUGCCGAUACUGAAAAGCUUCCCGAUGUCGGGGACACCUUCCAAGGCGGGUGGCACGGAGCAGAACGUUGUCAGCAAGGCGGGCACGCUUGCAACACACUCGAAGAAGAUACUCAACACGUCGGGCGGGCUGUCGAUUAGCAACAUUUCCAAAAAUCCAUCCGGCGGUACGGUGAUUGCUGUGGCGGGACAAAAAAUUAACACCACCAGCAUUGUAACGCUUUCCUCGCUGAACCUCAACCAAUCGUCCUCGUUCAUAACGAAAACGUUUGCACGGCCCGGCGGCGCGUUAACGAUACAGCAGCAAAAGCAGCUUCCCGUUGGUUCGCAGAUCAAAAUUCAGCCAAGCCAGGCAGCAGGAGGGCUUCCACAGCAGCAACAGGCUGCCACAACCACCGGUACCAGCUCGGCCACUACUACAGCUGGAGCAGGCAUGACAUUCGGUGUAGCACAAGCCACUUCACAGCAGCAAAUCGAGGGCAUCGUUGUAAAGACAGCCGCCAAACCUAAAGCAUCGGCUGGCUCACCGAGUCUUAGCUACGCCAAGCUAUCCGCCCUUACCGUAACGCAAGAUGCAUCGCUGCCGACUAAAAUCUUCGAAGACGAUUCCAUCUCUCCCGACAGUUCGAUCAGCCAGGAAGAUACGGACCAGCUACCGCUCGAUGCGAAAGCCGAACUUCCAGCUACAAACCUGGAAGAGACAACCGUGCAAAAGCAAUCGAAUGCUGCUGCCGAGUCAGUAGGACAGCAAAGUCAGGACAAUGCGUCAACCGCGGAAGCGAACCAAAGCUCGGAUCCGACUAGCGGCAAGGCCAAACAGAACAUCAUACCGAUGCAUGUGAUAGCUCGAUCGCGCGAAAACUCACGCAGCCCCAUUUUGACGGCAGCUACGGGGCAACGAAUAGUUUCCUCGAUGCCCCAGCUCUCACCACUGUCGCAACCCAACGAGCUAACGCUGAACGCGAUGAACGUAUCGCAACAGGUCCGCUCGAUCAUGUCCUCGAUAAGCGUAUCGAGUGCGGCGAAUGUAACCGUCAGCAGUGCCGCCGGAACACCGAGCGUUGUACUGUCCGUCGCACCGUCCGUCCUGACGACGACAUCCGCCAGCGGUGCUACGUCGAACGCACCGACAAUCGCUUCCAGCAACAUAUCCACCAUCACGUUCGAUACAAUCCUGCCAUCGAAGGGCGACAACAUGAGCAAAACGGAAACUAUCGCCAGCAUACUGAAAACGGUGUCGGGCAAAACGAUACUGCCGGCGGCGGCGAUCGCAAACAAUUCGAAUCUGAUAAAAACGGCCGAACAGAGCAGCGGUGGCCCGUCGCUACCGUCGACAACCAUCACGCAAAUACCGAGCGCCAAGCUGAUCCCGCAGCAGGUACAGUUGAGUCGGCUGCCGCAAACGAUCGGCAGUGGGAACAGUAACUUCCUGGUCGUGAAACAGCUGCGACCACCGAACAAGCAGCCGGGUCAGAAUCACACCCAGAAGCAGCUGGUGGUGCUUACGCAGCAGUCACAGGGCGGGCAACAGAUUAAGCUACAAUCGCACCAAGCGCAACAGCUGGCGGCCGGCAACAGUGUCAUCAUACAGAGUCAGCCUGGUGGCGCGGGGGGCGGUAGUUUUGUGAAGAUAUCGGCCACCCCUACCAUUGUGUCUAUGGGUGAGCCAACGAGCAAGUCCAUCACGACAACAACAACGGUCGAUACCAGCAGUACCAGCGGAAUUGCCACUAUACUCAGCAAUGCAAACCAGCAGCAGCAGCAGCAGCAGCAGCAACAGAAAACACUGACUACAUCACAGCAGCAACAGCAGAUACAAAGUUCCGCAGGGCAGCAGAUAAUGUGCACCGGCCAAGGCCAGACGCGCAUAGUGAACCUAGGCACUGUGGUGGCCACCGAUCAUACCAAAUCGAUCGUAAUGAGCACAUCACGUGCUGCCACCAUAACCAGUAUUAACGUAACUUCAACUACGGCGACGCCAGUGGCCAGCAUACUAAGCGCCACACUGUCGCAGCCGCUCAUAAAAAGCAGCAGCCAGAUGCCAUCAUCCAUCACCACACUGCUACAGAAUCAGCUGCAAAGUGCCGCUUCGUUCCGUCGCUCGAAAUCCACCGACGAAGCUCCGGCCCAUGCGCACGGUCGAGAAACUGCGGCGCAGAUAUUGGGCAAGCGGCUGAGCCUGGAGGCUACCAAUGUCGUCAAAAGCGAACCCAUCGACAGCGCGUCGGAUGAUGCCAGCGUUAGCUCCACAUCGAAACCGGAAACAUCUGGCAGUGGCAACACCACCAGCAGCAGCAGCAGCACCAGCAACAGUGCUGGAUGUAAAUUCUCCACCAUGCCAUCCUCCGCUGGGUCCGGGUCCGCCAAAUCGGAAGAUUCACAGAACGUGCUCCUAAAGCAACUGCUGCAAAAUAGUGGAGGUUCAUCCAAUGCGUCCGUAUCAUCGCCGGCUCCAUCGCCGCUAGGGCGCGCCGUACCGAGUCUCAUAACUAGCCAGCGAGCACCGAGCUUGGGUGUCGUCAGUUCACUGGAAGCACAGCUCGCGCGGCCAGUAAUUCCACCUUCGGCGAACCCGCCAGCGAUACAGAUCAUCAGCACGCAGGCCAUCCCGGCGAUCGCUGCAACGAUCACCUCAAUCUCUUCGUCCGCCGCAUCCUCCACGACUUCUGCAACAGUGACGAAUGCCUUGUCGACGAAUGCUUCCAUCACUAUGUCCACCGGUACAGCCACACUGACAACGGCCACCAGCAGCGGGGCCAGUGUCAGCAGCAACAGCUCCACGGCAGAAGCGACGAAAACGAAACUGAUCUCACGCGAAACUUCCUUCGUAUCGAAACCGCCUGCCGGGGGGAUAUCGUCUAGCCAUCCGACACCGAACCUAGCCGCUAACAUGCUUGCGGCGAGCAUUAAGAAGGAGGAAAUGAUGCAGGCAGCAGCGGCGGCGGCGGCAGCGGGUGGUGGGUUCGCUGCAGGCGGCGGUGCCGUACCGGGGACAGUUGCGCUUGGGACGUUAAAAAUCGAAUCCGGAUCAAUCACCGUGACUCCGAUACAAACGUCACAGCCCGGCACUGUGACGGCGGUGGCCCAGCAAAUGCAGACGCCAGCAAAAUCUUCUGCCUCACAGCAACAACCAAUUAAUUCGCAGCCGGUUCAACAACUGCAAGGCAAUCAACUGCCGACCAAAGUUCCAGUGGUGAGUUCUGCCUCGAAUGUGGCUGAUGCAAACAUUACCAUCAUUAAGCGCGAACCUGUGACAACGCAGACUACUUCCACCGUUGCACCGGCACUGCAGACGGGUAUCAGUGUGACUGUCACGGCUAAGAAUGUCAGCGCAGAGGAACAGAAACGAUUCGCGCCGAGUCCGGUCCAGCAAGGCGGAGAAACAACCAUCGUGCGAACACCAACACCAACACCCACUUCCAGCUCGACGCAGCAAACCGCGAAGCCGUCGGCCGUCCCAUCGAGAUCAGAUACACCGGUGGAAGUGAAGAAGGAGUUGGAAUUAUCGUUAGGCAAUAGCUCUAUAUCAGUGGCGUCUACCUCCACCUCCACUACGGCUAGCACAACCACCAGUUCGGUUGUUGCGUCGCUUACAAGCUCAACGAUGGGGCCACCGUCUGCGCCAACCGCAACGUCCCAAACAACACCACCAAUAAAAUCGCCUCUGCCCACCACCACCACCAGUAGCGCGGAGUUGGUUGCGCCGGCAAGUGUCUCACCGUCGCUAGCUAGAACCAUCGAAAGCGGACCCUCGCCGGUGUUGGGCAGCGGCGCAAUUAAGGAGGAACCCAUCGAUAGCAUUUCGGCCGAACAGGCAGCUAAAAAGGCAGCCGAGCUAGCGCUCGAACUCAAGAAGAAAAAGCGCCGCGAGUAUCAGAAGAAUCGCCGCCAAAUGCAGAUCCAAUCGAACAAAGACAACCAGCACAGUCAGGCGAAGAAGAAGCCGAAAAAAUCCGUCAAGAUCGAGGAAGACUACGACACGUGCAUCGACAACUUGAUGGGACAGCUGCGGCAGCUACCACCGAUGCAGAUACUGGAACCGCAGCUGCCCCGCAACUAUGGCGUCUGCUCAGUGUUCGGUACCGGCGAUCUGUCCAAGUUUACCAACCUCAAGGGUUAUUCGAUAGCGUGCGGUGAUCUGGCGGGUUGCUACGGCGAUGCGCACAUCCCAUCCGUUGCCGACUUUUACAACACGAAACCGUUCGGCGUAAAGGAUCCACCGCCGGAACCUACGCCCGUUUCGAUCCAUCGUGGGUUCUACGAUCAGGAGUUUGCGCCGAUCAAGUUCGAGAUGGAGGAGCGGCAGCGGUACGAGUUUGUGCGCGAUCGGGAGCUAGAUUCGCCCGACACGAUCAUCAGCACGUCGAGCCCGGAGUGCGUACGCUGGGAUUCGCCGAUCACCUUUCCGGGCUUGCGCCUGAUCAAGGAGGAACCGAGCGAGGACGAUCAGACGACCGUGUACAGGCAGAUGUCACCCGUGAUUCCCAUACUGGCGCCGGUUCCUAUACGGCUGCGCAAGGGCAUCACGCUGUCCGCCGACGCGGUACGUGCCAAUGGGACCGCGAAUAUCGCCGACAGCAACAAGGAGAAUGAAGGGUUCCGGGAAACUCUGGGCCUCAAGUCACGCUUCGGACCGCCGACACCGCUCAAGGACACGAGCAAUGUGACGGUCACGCUGACGCUAGCCUCCUCAGCGGUGGACGACAUUUUCGGUGUAUUGCGCGAUCUAGCCAACAUGCUGGAGAUUCCGCCACCGACCACGUACCAGAUAGUGGAGCGCACGCUAUCGCCAACCAGUCAAAAGCUUGGCCUGUACCGUACGAAAGGUCGAGACGGUAAGGAGGGUGCGCCGAUCGACAUCCAGACCAUCCUGAAUGGGUCGGCCCGUUUCUGCCGGCACUGCGAUGUGGUGAUACUGAGCAACAUAAUCAUCGCAAAGGCGUCCGAGUUUCCGCUGCUCGCUGCCGGCAGUGGUGACGGUGGGGCGCAAGCUUUGGAAUCCGAGGAGCUGUACUUCUGCGACGAACAGUGCUACCGGCAGUUCCGGUGCUGUCCAACCAACAUCCUGGACGAGAGUGGACGAAGCAUUGCAGCUUCACCGUCCGGCGGUGAGAGUGUCGUCACGCUCAACCACAAACCAGACGCGAACGUAUCGAACACUGAAACCACAGCCGUUCCGGAGGGCGGCGGAGGGGUCGUGGAAAUCAAGCAGGAAGUGUUGGAUGAUGUAGAGAUGGAGGAAGGCAUGAAAGAGUCGCCGCUCGGCAGCGGAGAUCGUAAGAAGAAGCAUCCGGACGACGGUGUGGCCAAAGACGUACAGUCGGGUGCACCGCCGCCCAAACAAAUGAAGGGCGUCCGGUACAAGGUGUACACGCCGAACUGUUUCGGCGUGCAGCGUUUCAAGAAGCCGAGCGAGAAGGAAAUCACCGAAACACUGUUCCGCAUGAGCAUCACGGUGACGCCCGCGCCCAAGAUGCCGGACGACACCCGGCGCUGCAUCUUCUGCCACACGGUCGGCGACGGCGUAGCGGACGGACCUUCGCGGCUGCUCAACUACGACGUGGACAAGUGGGUCCACCUCAACUGUGCGCUCUGGUCGGACGGGGUGUACGAAACGGUGAACGGCGCGCUGAUGAACCUGGAAAAUGCUCUCCAGCAAAGCCUGACGUCGGUGUGCGCGUUCUGCAACAAUCUGGGCGCCACGGUCAAGUGCUUCAAGACGCGCUGCGCCAACGUGUACCAUCUGAGCUGUGCGAUGAAGGAUAGCUGCGUGUUCUACAAAAACAAGUCCACCAUGUGCCAGACGCACGCGCCAAAGACGGAGAAGGAUUCGGAGCUUACCACGCUCAGCGUCCAGCGGCGGGUGUAUGUCGAGCGGGAUGAAAGCCGGCAGGUGGCGUCCGUCAUGCAUCACUCGGAAUCGAACAACUUGCUGCGCGUGGGUAGCUUGAUCUUCCUGAACGUGGGCCAGCUACUGCCGCACCAGCUGCAGAGCUUCCACACGCCGAACUACAUCUAUCCGAUCGGCUACAAAAUAAUUCGCUUCUACUGGUCAAUGCGCCGUCCGAAUAAGCGCUGCCGGUACAUAUGCUCGAUCGCCGACGUUUGCGGACGUCCCGAGUUUCGCGUGCUGGUGCAGGAAUCGGCCGAGGAAGAUAUAGAGCUGCGAGACGCAACACCGAAAGCCGUCUGGCAGCGUAUCCUCGAACCGAUGGCACAGCUUCGAAAGAACUGCCAUAUUGUGCAGCUCUUCCCAAGGUACAUCUCGGGCGAAGAUUUGUUCGGUCUAACCGAGCCGGCCGUCGUGCGCAUACUGGAAAGUUUGCCCGGCAUCGAAACGCUCACCGACUACCGCUUCAAGUAUGGUCGCAAUCCACUGCUGGAGCUGCCGCUCGCGAUCAACCCGUCCGGUGCGGCACGUACCGAGCCGAAGCUAAAGCACUCGCUGUCGUGGAAGAAACCGCACACACAGCGCACCGGGUCGGUCAGCCAGCGGCCAACGUUCGUGCCGACCAGCUCGCCGGCGGGCGAGGUCGCCUGUCCGUACAGCAAGCAGUUCGUGCACUCGAAGAGCUCCCAGUACAAGAAGAUGAAGCAGGAAUGGCGCAACAAUGUGUUUCUGGCGCGUUCCAAGAUCCAGGGGCUUGGAUUGUACGCGGCACGCGAUCUGGAGAAACACACCAUGGUGAUAGAGUACAUCGGGGAGGUGAUACGAACCGAGGUGUCGGAGUUGCGCGAAAAGCAGUACGAAGCAAGGAAUCGCGGAAUCUACAUGUUCCGGCUGGACGAAGAGCGCGUGGUCGAUGCAACGCUCAGCGGUGGUCUGGCGCGAUACAUCAAUCACUCCUGCAACCCGAACUGCGUGACGGAAAUCGUCGAAGUUGAUCGCGAGCUGCGCAUCAUCAUCUUCGCGAAAAGGCGCAUCAACCGCGGGGAAGAGCUGUCCUACGAUUACAAGUUCGACAUCGAGGACGAUGCGCACAAGAUAUCGUGCAUGUGCGGUGCGCCGAACUGCAAGAAAUGGAUGAACUAAAUGUACAUCCGGCCGGCACUAGACAUUGUGUGGACGAGAGCGAGUGAGAGAGAGAAAGAGAGAGAGGCGGAGAGAGAGAGAGAGCGAGAGAGAAAGAAAAGCAAGCGUAGGCGGCGGCCGCGUUGUGCGCAAGCAGUGUUUACACGUGCAGCGUCUGCAUUUUUACACCAUGUUACCUCGUCAUCAUUGCAGUUGUAUGUAAUUUAUGUGUGCGGGUUGAGAAGAGAAGGUUUUGGGGCGAGCAAUCCCCUAGCGCCGUUUGAUUCCGAUGGCAGAGGAGGCUCUUUCCGCCUUUUGCUCGAGCUCCGAUUCUGUUUAUUUGAGUAUUAGCGUUUGUUAGGAUUGUGAAUUUAGACAAAACUUUAGCUUGCUAUGAUUUUCCCCAUUUUUUUUUUUGACAUUAUUUAGAGCGAAACCACAAACAAAAAUGAUAGACAAGUUCUGCAGCAAAACCGAGUAGGCCACAGCGGCAGCAGCAGCAGCAAUAUUAUAAACACAGAACUGUGUGUGCGUGUGUGAGUGUGCAAGUGAGAACGUGUGCGUGUGUUGUGUAUGUAUGGAUGCGUGUGUUUGUACCUUUGAAUAUUUCUUUGUUAAAACAACAGUACGAGCGUCAUCGUGUUUAGGAGAAGAGCGAGAGAGAGAGAGAGACAUAGCUUUUAGAAAAAGCGAUUGGUGAAACCUAGUGUUGUAAUGUUGGUAUAGUAGUGUGGGAAUGCUGCGGAGAAAGUUUACGAUUACGAUAAGUGAAUAGAACAAUAAGGUGAUAGUGUUAGUAAUGAAAGGCAGCAAAGGGAGCGCAGUUAUUUUAAUGACCAUGUUACAGCAUCACGCACGUUAACGGAUACACUCUUGACCCUUUCUUCCCCUUGCUUCGACGAAGGCAGGCGAAAACAUUAGGAUCAAAGGUAAUAUAUAUACACUCACAAACAAAACGUAGAUAUAUACAUAGAUAAGAAUCGUGCAUGUGGCUGCGCAGAAAGUAUAUAUAUAUUAUAUAUACCUACAUAUAUGAAUAUAUAAAUAUAUAUUUUCGGACGAUUAUUUUAGCAGCAUAUUUUGCUAUAUACAAGAAAAAAAACCAAUGUCGAACAAAAGGAGCAAAGGAGGGUGCAAUGUGUGCAGCACAGAACAGCAGAGAGCGAGAGAGAUUAAGUAACAAAAUACCUUUAAUAAGGCUUCAGUUAUAAAUCGUACGUCGGGCGAGCAACCAUUUCAGAAAUGUGUAGUAGGGACAUUCAAAAGCUGGCACAAACAUUGUGGAGCCUUGCUCAACCGGCAGGUGACUUUGAGGCUCGCGGAUCCCUUUAAUUUCAUCUCCUUUUUCUACAUACACACACACACACACACACAUUACUACACAUGUUACUAGGCGGAUAAGCAAUAGGAUGGGCUCUUGAUAGGAGUAGGAACAAAUAGGUAACCAACAGAACGAUGCUGAUGGUGAAAUGUGUACUAAAAUUAUGCAAAUUAAUAUAAUGAUCACAAAAACACA